Xenopus laevis (African clawed frog) is the source of this 942-nucleotide messenger RNA. Its product is annotated as olfactory receptor 11L1. Bases 1 to 942 code for a protein of 313 amino acids. The record is from RefSeq and is a predicted model, not a curated record. The transcript has a single exon. NCBI's taxonomy places the organism in Eukaryota, Metazoa, Chordata, Amphibia, Anura, Pipidae.
AUGAGUGCACAAAAUCUGACACUUUCAGAAUUUCAUUUGGUGGGAUUUCAAAAUCUUCAGGAAUUCAAGUUUAUUUUCUUCAGCAUAAUCCUAAUAUUCUACUUCAAGACUCUAAUUGGUAAUCUUACCAUCAUCUUGUUGAUAUUGACCACUGAAGGUCUCAAGGCCCCUAUGUACUAUUUCCUUUCCCAUCUUUCCUUGUGUGACAUUCUUCUCACUACAAACAUUGUUCCUAAACUCCUCAACAUUGUACUGACAUCAAAAGACAUCAUAUCUAUUACUGGAUGCCUCACCCAGUUUUAUUUUUUUGGUGUGUCUACAGUUACAGAAUGUUUUCUACUUACAGUCAUGUCUUUUGAUCGAUACCUGGCCAUCUGUAAUCCUUUGCGCUACCAUUCCAUCAUGAGCUUUAAGCUUCGUCUUCACCUUGUUCUCUGGUCUUGGCUGAUAAGCUUUGUGAUAUCACUGGAUUUAACUCUUUUAUUGAACCAGCUUGAUUUCUGCAAUAAUAAUGAAAUUGAUCAUUUUUUCUGUGAUUUUCAACCCAUUCUGGAACUUUCUUGUUCAGACACCUCUAUUGUGAAAAUGGAAGACUUUGUAUUAGGUGUGCCGAUAAGUCUCUUUCCAUUUGUGUUCAUUGUUGGGACAUAUACCCGCAUUGUUCUUGCUAUCAUGAAAAUGCCAUCAUUGACUGGAAGACAUAAGGCUUUUUCCACCUGCAGUUCUCACCUGGCUGUAGUGUUUUUAUAUUAUGGGACUUUAAUUGUUAUUUAUAUUGUUCCAUCUAGAGGCUCCAUAAAGCAUAUCAGCAAGCUCCUCUCUUUGCUUUACACAGUGAUGACUCCGUUAUUUAAUCCUAUAAUAUACAGCCUUAGAAACAAGGAAAUAAGACUUGCUUUGGGGAGAUUUAUCAAGCCAAAACUAUCAAGUUUCAGUAUUUAA